Messenger RNA from Daphnia magna, 1298 nucleotides. Its product is annotated as alpha-protein kinase 1-like. The record is from RefSeq and is a predicted model, not a curated record. NCBI's taxonomy places the organism in Eukaryota, Metazoa, Arthropoda, Branchiopoda, Diplostraca, Daphniidae. Gene Ontology annotation, biological process: regulation of transcription by RNA polymerase II. The coding region runs from base 474 to 1298 and encodes 274 amino acids. Gene Ontology annotation, cellular component: nucleus. The transcript is spliced from 3 exons.
GAGGAGAGUUCCUCUUGGGGGAUUUAGGGGAACGACUGGAUAGUACCGGGCGACAUUUGACACGACCGACUUGCUGCCGAGUGAACGACGGCCAACUUCGCUCCGCUUCUUUCCCUCGUUUCUUUCGUAUCGAACGUUACAUUUGUCCUUUUUUUUCUCUCCAACCAUCUCGAGUUUCUAUUGAUUUGUUAAAAACCCCUUCUUUUUUUUUGUUUUGUUUGAAUUUGAAGCCAAAUAAUUUCGGGAUUAUCUGUUUACCAAAAAAAAAAAAAAACCUAGCGGUGAUUCACUUAAAAAAUAGUAAUAACGACCGUGCAUAAUUUGUGAAGUGUUUUCUGUGAAUGUGAAUGUGUGCGAUUUGAAUUUUUGUUCCUCCCUCCCGCCAGUUGAUUGCGGGAAAAAAAAAAACACUUGAACCCUGCCAUAAUUGAGCAGUUCAAUCUGAUAAUCAACUCAAGUGAGCGAUUGAAUUGAUGAUCAAAGGGGGUGGCGAGCGCACCAUGAGCUGUGCCCAAGUGAUGUACCAGCCGUACGUGCCCUACUUGUCGUCUUACGACCGGUCGGCCGCUGCAGCAGCAGCCGCCGCAGCCGCCGCAUCGGCCGCCGCCAACGGCGAAUCCCCCGAAAAGAAAUAUCGACUACACCACGACGGAUUAACCGACGGAGCGUCAGACAACAUGGCCACUAAUUACGCAAGUAAUUACCUGUUAUUGAGAUCCAAUUAUCCGUCGGCUUCGACAUCGUCGGCGGUGCACAACGGGCCGAGUAGUAGCAAUACAAACACGUCGGCUGGAACACCUGUGCCGGUGGGCUCUUCUCCGUCGUCUCCGGUGGCCGGCCCUUCGUCGUCUGCAACCAGCGGCGGAGUGUUGAUGCUGGAAAACGUUUCUCCAGUCGGCAAUCGUUCGGGAUCGUCGUCAUCCAAUUCGCAGCACCUGGCAAUGGUGCAACAACAUCAACAUCAUUUCCAGCAACAGCAACAGCAACAACAACAACAACAACAAAACGAGGAUAUCAAACGCGACUUGUCGGACAUGUGCGGCCAGCAAUCGGGCCAACAAGACACUAUGCAAAUCGAUCACGAUGCAGAAGAAUCAGAAAUGAAUAGUCAACACCAUCAACAGCACAAAGAGGCCCAAUACAUUUCGGCUAAUUGCGUUGUCUUUAUGAAUUAUUCGGGCGAUACGGCGUCAGUUGUCGAUCAACAUUUCAGCCGGGGAAUUUUAGUUGAUGUCACCACUUGUUAUAGACUGUAUAAAGUGGCUCCAUCUAAUCACCGAACGAAUAUUUUUGAUUGA